AUUAAUUAACUUUAAUAGCAAGUGGCUUGAACCCAUCAUAAAGCAUUGAUUACUUUGAUGAAUGCGCAACCAACAACAUGACCAUGUUAGUCAACAUACCACUAUCUCCAAUAAAGCAAAUUAAAGAAAACAAAAGAGAAGAACAAAGAAAAAAGCAAAGGAAAAGUAAAACAUAACCCACAAUAAACACAAGAAGAAGAAAAAACAAACUAAAGUAUCCUCUUCCUUUAUUUCUUAUCAUCUGUUCCCUUUUUUCUAUCUGAUACAACCACAGUCCCAUGUAUAAUAAGAGGAUUUUGGACGACGAAACAUUGGUUCCGGUAAGUAAUCCAAGAACUUUGGUACCAUAUAUGAGCACUAGGGAUUGUUCUCAAGGAUUUUGCAGUUUUUACUGCCCACAAUGGUGUUACAUAAUUUUCCCUCCACCACCCCAAUUUGACUUACCUGAUGAUGAUGAUGAUUCUAGUCCUAAUUUCUCUCCUCUGGUUAUCGCGAUCAUCGGAAUUCUUGCUAGUGCUUUCCUGUUAGUUAGCUACUAUACUAUAAUAUCAAAGUACUGUGGAAAUUCAAGAAGAAGGGGAAGUCAUCAUCAAGAAGAAUCAGAAUUAGAAGAGGAGGAUCAUGACCCUUCAAAUCAUGAGGCAUGGAAUGUUAAUGCUGGUGGUGGUUUAGAUGAAGCAUUGAUCAAGUCUAUUAGAGUGUUUAAGUUCAAGAAAUGUGAUGGAUUAUUGACUGAAGGAACUGAUUGUUCUGUUUGUUUAAGUGAAUUUCAAGAAGAUGAGAGUCUUAGGCUUUUGCCUAAAUGUAGCCAUGCUUUUCAUGUAAUGUGCAUUGAUACAUGGCUUAAAUCUCACUCCAGUUGCCCGUUAUGUCGAUCUCAGAUUACUUCUUCUAAUGCUCCGCCUCUUCCAUUACCUCCUCCGGUAAUGGAAGCCCCGCGAGAGAUUGAAACAACUCCACCAAUCCAACCGGAACGUGACAUAGAAAUGGGCAUCAGAGUAGAGGAAACACGAGACGAAGAAGAUGUAAACCAUAUGAAUCAAGAAGGUAGGAGGAGAUCAUUAUCUAUGGAUUAUAUAUCUCAACGUCGUUUAUCAAUAGCUGAUGUACUAAGAAUUGAUCACGAUGAGUUUCAUGAUUGUGUAACGGGAGAAGAUUGCGAGUUGCAAAGAGAUGUUGGAACAUCAAAACAAGAAAAUAAUGGUGAAGAAAUGAGCAAGGGUGGAAUUAGAAACAAUUCAUUAGUACAAUAUUGUCCUAUGAUGAUGAAGAGAUCAUUGUCUAGUGGGAGAUUCUUGUUUACAAAAUGUGGGAGAGGACAAAACAUGGUCACUACUUUAUCAAAUGUUUGAAUAUUUUUAUGUCAAUUUUUAGGAGGAUUUUUGUGUAUGCUAUUCAACAACAGAGUUUAUUAAACAUGAUGAGUUUGAAAGUUUAUUUUUUCUUCCUCUUAGAAUUUGAGUUUUUUUGUUCCCUUUUCA
Solanum lycopersicum (tomato) is the source of this 1481-nucleotide messenger RNA. RefSeq names its product RING-H2 finger protein ATL51-like. The record is from RefSeq and is a predicted model, not a curated record. Gene Ontology annotation, biological process: protein ubiquitination. Lineage: Eukaryota; Viridiplantae; Streptophyta; Magnoliopsida; Solanales; Solanaceae. Gene Ontology annotation, molecular function: transferase activity.